UGACGUGUGCAGAAGUCCUUCUUGUUCUGGUCGUUGUUCCGUCUGAGUACCAGCUACCCACUGCUCUGAGGGAGAGCGGGCCUGUGGCUGAGGGAAGAAGGAGGAGGAGAAGGAAAUUGUCCCGGAUCACAGCAGCUCUGUCGUCCUGGCUGUUUAGUGGAUCCGAGCCUCUCCCAGGUUGCCAGUCUUUCCGUAGUUUGUGGCUCUACGCCAGACAAGUGAAGAGGAAGGAAAUUAACCCUGAUCAGUGAAGGUCGAUUUGAGGGUUUGCUGUAGCAGGUGGCACCACUUGAAGCAAGGGAGGAAGUUUCCUUGGAUCUGCAGAGAUUGCAAGGGUUGUUGGGUGUGGCACAAUUCCAGGGGAGGGAAGAAGGGGCAAACUGCCUGUCUGGAGGAGGUUCACUUCGGGUAUCAGCUCCUGUGGCCCUGAAGUGGCUGAAGACAAAUACCAUCCACAGACCGGCACCCAAGCCCAUAGUUCUCCCCAAGCCUGCGUGACUACUCUGUUCCUUGGUCCCUGCUAUUGUCAGGGACGAUUGCAUGGGCUACGCCAGGAAAGUAGGCUGGGUGACUGCGGGACUGGUGAUUGGGGCUGGCGCCUGCUAUUGCAUUUAUCGACUGGCCCGGGGAAGAAAACAGAACAAAGAGAAAAUGGCUGAGGGUGGGCCUGGGGAUGUGGAUGAUGUUGGGGAUUGUCCUGGGGCCAGGUACAAUGACUGGUCUGAUGAUGAUGAUAACAGUGAAAGCAAGGGAAUAGUAUGGUACCCACCUUGGGCCCGGAUUGGGACUGAGGCUGGGACCAGAGCUAGGGCCAGAGCAAGGGCCAGGGCUACCCGGGCUCGAAGGGCUGUUCAGAAACGGGCUUCUCCCAACUCAGAUGAUACUAUUUUGUCCCCUCAAGAGCUGCAAAAAGUUCUUUGCUUGGUUGAGAUGUCUGAAAAGCCUUAUAUUCUUGAAGCAGCUUUAAUUGCUCUGGGUAACAAUGCUGCUUAUGCAUUUAACAGAGAUAUUAUUCGUGAUCUGGGUGGUCUCCCAAUUGUUGCAAAGAUUCUCAAUACUCGGGAUCCCAUCGUUAAGGAAAAGGCUUUAAUUGUCCUGAAUAACCUGAGUGUGAAUGCUGAAAAUCAGCGCAGGCUUAAGAUAUACAUGAAUCAAGUGUGUGAUGACACAAUCACUUCUCGCUUGAACUCAUCUGUGCAGCUGGCUGGACUAAGAUUGCUUACAAAUAUGACUGUUACUAAUGAGUAUCAGCACAUGCUUGCUAAUUCAAUUUCAGACUUUUUUCGUUUAUUUUCAGCAGGAAAUGAAGAAACCAAAUUUCAGGUUUUGAAACUCCUUUUGAAUUUGGCUGAAAAUCCAGCCAUGACUAGAGAACUUCUCAGGGCCCAAGUACCAUCUUCACUGGGUUCUCUCUUUAAUAAGAAGGAGAACAAAGAGGUUAUUCUGAAACUUCUGGUCGUAUUUGAGAACAUAAAUGACAAUUUUAAAUGGGAAGAAAAUGAACCUACUCAGAGUCAGUUUAGCCAAGGUUCACUUUUUUUCUUUUUAAAAGAAUUUCAAGUGUGUGCUGAUAAGAUUCUGGGGAUAGAAAGUCACCAUGAUUUUUUGGUGAAAGUAAAAGUUGGAAAAUUCAUGGCCAAACUGGCUGAGCAUAUGUUUCCAAACAGCCAGGAAUAACUUCUUGAUUUUGUAGUUUAGAAGCAACACACAUUGUAAACUAUUCCUUUUCUCCACUUUGUUUAUAUGGUAAAGGAAUUCUUUCAGCUACCAAUUUUGAAUAUCAUAUUGUAUCAUCAAUGCUGAUAUUUAUCCGAGUUGAUCUUUAGGUCUAAGCUGGAUGAAUGAAUGUCACUACAUGUUCUGAAAACAUGUUUGUUGCUUUAUAUCUCACUGCCUAGACUGAAAUAUUUUUUACUAUUUCUUCUGUAUAAAUGACAGUGAACCAAUUCAUCCUAAAUAAGUUCCCUCCUGUCAUUUGCAUUAACUUCAUUUAUGUAUCAUCAAUAAAGUUGCGUGUUAAUGCUGAAAAGAAAAAAAA
Molecule: messenger RNA, 2038 nt
Organism: Myotis lucifugus (little brown bat)
Lineage: Eukaryota; Metazoa; Chordata; Mammalia; Chiroptera; Vespertilionidae
Gene: ARMCX3
Product: armadillo repeat containing, X-linked 3
Exons: 5
Coding region: 541-1677 (378 amino acids)
Cellular component (GO): mitochondrion
Molecular function (GO): protein binding
Source: RefSeq, a predicted model, not a curated record